AGGUGUUCCGCCGUAUCGCCCAGUACAAGAUGGGCUCGCUGGGCUUGGGCCAGACAUUGGACGGCAUGGGCCAGACCCUGCCAUCCCACCAGUUUGGAGACCAGUUCGAGUUGUGAAGGCAGGGCGAAGGAGGCGGAGGCGGCGGGGCUUGUAGGGCCACAUCUGUGCGCCUGCGCGGCUGCUGCUGCUGCUGCCACGGAAGAGGAGGCCAGCGGGGUCCCUGCAGCUGCUGCAGUCUGUGGGGUGCGGCGUCUUCGACGUAUGUAGCCACAUAGAGCGGGGAAGAGGAGAAUGGGGAAGAGGGAGCUACUUGCCAGAGGAGCACCUCAAAUGCCGUGUGGCGGGUGCGCAUCGGGCAGGGGUUCGCGUCUGGGAGGCGUCCCCAGGCUUUCAUGCGCUGUGGGGCGUAGUUGGCGCUGGAACGAGGGGUUGGAACGCAAUGUGGGAGUGCCGAAGCCAGCGCAGUCGGUAACAUGCUCGCUGCAUGAACGGCGUAAGGCUUCAGCGACGUGAGCGCUGUGGGUGGCGAUCUGCGAAUAGCAAAACAAGCAGCGUGUUGUUGUUCGUUGCGGGGAUGACCUUGGAUGCGCUCUUCCACCCCACCACACUUCAUAUCACUUCACUGCGGUGCACGGUACGUUGUGGCGGCUCGCGGCUGCCGUGCUGGACGGCUGAUGAAUGGAGGGGGACACGUUGUAGUUCGGCCCUACUGCAGGGCUACAGUGUUGAUGACGGCCGUUACCGUCGCUGAGCUGCAACCUCCUCCCUUCGUUGGGCUGAUUGGCACCGGACCCUGCCAUGUGACAACAUGGAAGGAUACCGGGUGACAGUUCGGGGUGUGGGCCGCGGCAGGGGAGGCUGCACGAAAAUGGCCGCCUGUAGAGGAUGAAAUGGGUCGAGGAACAAAUGUUGUCUGCUGCGAAGCGCUCGUGGCACACAUACGCACAUGCGCACACGCUGGCAGAUUGUGUGGGGAGUGUACAUAGCUUUGAAUUAUGGCUGGCAUGCGGGCAUGUGCGUUGGGACGGCAGGAGGGAUCAACAGCAGCAGCAGGAGGAGCAGCAACAGCAGCUGGCGAUCAAAGCUAUGUUGAGGUGGAGGCCGUGGGGAAGCACCUACAGCUGCUGGGCUCGGGGCUGCUGCGAGUACUGGGUCUUCCAGAUACCCGGCGCCUAGCCAACGGCACCCGGGUGCCAGUACAGCUGGAGCUGCAGGCUAGCGAUGCCGAUGCGUACGACAUCUUUGGGCCGAGCAUCAAGCACCCGGAUGCCGCGCUGGCGGAGGUGGCGGCGGCGGCGACGGCUAGACGGCCCGUGGUGACGUGGGUGGUGGACUCGAAGGAGGACGCGGCGCGGGCUGCUCGCGCGGGUGUGGGCAGUAUCGUGUCAAACGACCCGCGGGUCAUGCAGAGCUGGCUGCGGUCCACAUCCCAAGCCUGUAGCGAAGGAGCGGGGAUUGUGGCCGGGGUUGGUGCUACCGCGGCAAGCGGCGGCGGUGGCAGCAACUAG
This is a messenger RNA of Volvox carteri f. nagariensis, 1508 nucleotides long. RefSeq lists its product as uncharacterized. The transcript is spliced from 3 exons. Gene Ontology annotation, molecular function: phosphoric diester hydrolase activity. NCBI's taxonomy places the organism in Eukaryota, Viridiplantae, Chlorophyta, Chlorophyceae, Chlamydomonadales, Volvocaceae. Bases 996 to 1508 code for a protein of 170 amino acids. Gene Ontology annotation, biological process: lipid metabolic process. The record is from RefSeq and is a predicted model, not a curated record.